AGAGACGGGGAGGGAAGGAAGCCGAUUUCUAGCUACCCAAUCCCCCUCUCCCGAGGGAGAACACUCCUUUCCAGGUCCAUCCCUGCUUCUUGUUGGGUAAUCAUUUAAUGUUACUCCUUUUUGAAGCACACGUCUGUUUUAUCCCGCUUUUCAUUUCACAGUUCCGUGCGUGUACUGUAUGUUGUUAUUUCCCAUCUUCUGACCAAGUUGUGUGAAUUUCCUCUUUGGGAGAUACCGAAGUCAGCCUCUCUCAGUAUCGGCGUCUUGAGAUGCUUGAUGUCUAGCUCUUGUAUCUUUUUUUCUAAUCUUAACUUGAGUCGAGCUUGAUCUUGAGUGCACUGAAUCAGUCACUUGGUUUGGGAUCUAAGAAAACCCAGAGGGAAAUAUUAGACGCCGGCUGGAUGAACGCCGCUCUCUCGCUCUCUCUCACUCUCACUCUGUACUUUGGGGAAGAUUGUUUUUUUUCCCGCUGCUGCCGUUGUUAAUUUUAGGUGACCCUGUCUUGUGUGUGGAGGUGGAUUAUUUUGUUGAAUUUGGUGUUAAGAAGAAUACCCACAAGACUUUUUUUUUUUUUUUUUUUUUUUUUUUUUUUGAUGUUCUCAAUCCAGGACAGUCUCCCUCGGGGAGCUUUGACCAUGAAAGAGGAACCGUUGACCAGCGGGAUGACACCAGUCCGGUCUUGGAUGCAAAGUGCUGGGAUACUAGACGCUAACACUGCAGCCCAAAGUGGCGUUGGCCUGGCCCGGGCUCAUUAUGAAAAGCAGCCCCCCUCCAACCUGAGGAAGUCCAACUUUUUCCACUUUGUCCUGGCGCUGUACGAUCGGCAAGGCCAGCCAGUCGAGAUCGAGAGGACCUCCUACAUCGACUUUGUGGAGAAAGACAAAGAGUACAAUGCGGAGAAGACAAAUAAUGGGAUUCAUUACAGGUUACAGCUUCUGUACAGCAAUGGCAUCAGAACAGAACAAGACCUGUUUGUAAGGUUGAUAGAUUCAAUGACCAAGCAGGCCAUUAUUUACGAGGGCCAAGACAAGAAUCCAGAGAUGUGUCGUGUUCUACUUACACACGAGAUCAUGUGCAGCCGGUGUUGUGACAAGAAGAGCUGUGGGAAUCGUAACGAGACCCCCUCUGAUCCAGUGAUCAUCGACAGAUUCUUCCUGAAAUUCUUCCUCAAGUGCAAUCAGAAUUGUUUGAAAAAUGCAGGGAACCCACGAGACAUGCGCCGGUUUCAGGUGGUUGUCGCCACGACAAUCAAUGUGGACGGCCACGUGCUGGCGGUCUCGGACAAUAUGUUCGUUCACAACAACUCCAAGCAUGGCAGGAGAGCCCGCCGUCUCGACCCUUCAGAAGCAGCUACCCCCUGCAUCAAAGCAAUCAGCCCGAGCGAGGGCUGGACCACUGGGGGUGCUACCGUCAUCGUCAUCGGGGAUAACUUCUUCGACGGGCUGCAGGUGGUCUUCGGCACCAUGCUGGUGUGGAGUGAGCUCAUCACACCUCACGCCAUCCGAGUGCAGACGCCACCGCGACACAUCCCUGGCGUGGUCGAGGUCACGCUCUCAUACAAGUCCAAGCAGUUCUGUAAGGGGGCGCCGGGACGCUUCGUCUACACAGCAUUGAAUGAACCUACUAUUGACUAUGGAUUCCAGCGAUUACAGAAGGUGAUUCCCAGACAUCCAGGAGAUCCAGAGAGGCUACCUAAGGAAGUCUUAUUGAAGAGAGCAGCAGAUCUGGUCGAAGCCCUGUAUGGCAUGCCUCACAAUAACCAGGAGAUCAUCCUAAAGCGAGCAGCGGACCUGACGGAAGCCCUGUACAGUGUCCCGCGCAACCACAACCAGCUGCCGUCCCUCACAGGCUCCUCCGCCCACUCAGGAAUGAUGGGAGUCAACUCCUUCAGCAGCCAGCUCGCCAUCAACAUCUCUGAGACAUCCCAGGGCAAUGACCAAGGUUACUCCCGUAACUCCAACAGCGUGUCUCCCCGAGGAUACGCCCCCAGCUCCACCCCCCAGCAGUCCAACUACAACGCCAUCACCUCCACCAUGAAUGGCUACGGCAGCGGCAUGACCAGCCUGGGGGUGCCGGGCUCCCCCAGUUUCCUCAAUGGGUCCACAGCCAACUCCCCCUACGCAAUCAUGCCUUCCAGCCCUCCAUUGGGGGCUUCCUCCAUCACUGUCCCCUCCAGCGUUAACUCCUCCUCCUCCACCACCCCUGCUGGCAUUUUCUCAUUCUCUCCUGUCAAUAUGAUCUCUGCAGUCAAACAGAAGAGCGCCUUUGCCCCCGUGGUGAGGCCACAGACCUCCCCGCCCCCCACCUGCACCAGCACCAAUGGGAACAGCCUACAGGGUGAGCACCCCGCCCCUCACCUGCCUCCCAACUCCACCCACCACUACUGGGUGUUAGUAGAUGAGGGCAGAUAAGACACACAAGAGCUAUGUCUGGUCUUAUAGUCCCGCCCAUGUAAGUAGGAGAAAAUUAAAUCCCAAGAUAUCCACAAGAUGAAGAACAUCCGUCCCACUGCCCCCCACUACACCUCAGCAACUUCAAGAAUAACAAGAACAUGGCAGAUGGUUUGUUUCUGAAAGGUCCUGUACAAAUUUAAAAUGAACGACACAAAUUCCUUAAUGGUAGUCUGAAUAGUCUCCUGAGUUGCGUAGGUUAACCUACAGACGAACCUUGAUUAAGUGAGCCAAAUUGGACAAAAGUUACGAAAGUCAUACAGCUUGGCUACAUUUCCCCUUUUUACCCCCAUUCUCUCUUCCACAGGUGCCAUAAGUCAGACAGGCACUGUUAACCACCUCUUGAUAAAUGAUCAGCCUGCUCAUUCUGGUUUCAUUCCUGCUUGGGUUUGAGGCAUGAGGUCCUCCAAAAGAUAAUGUUUGGAUGCUCAUAAAGUAUUGUGGUUGGUUAAAAAUAAAUCAUUAAAUAAAUGAGAGUGUUGUUUUCAUGGUCAGACGGAAAGGUUUAAAUGGACGUCACAGCAAUAAAAAAAUGAAAAUGAGUGUGACUGUCUCGCUCUCUCAAGACUCACACACUGGAACAGCAGGUAUUUAAGAAACCAAAUUCCUAAUGUGACUCGUUGCAACAUUUCGUUUUUUAAUUGCUGCAUUCCCGGCCUUCUGUCCGUAACUAUAAAACACUCUAUAGUGCUACAUUUAGAAAUACUAAAAUAAAUCAAUUCAAUCAUAAAUGUUUCAACUGCGUCUUUUUAAUUUCCAGCCUUAUCUCAAGAUCCCACCUCAUUGCCACUCCAGCAGAACAAAAUUAAUUGAAGUUUGAAUCAUGUAGCCAUGCCUCGUUUGCCAAAUUGCCCACCUGUGCUGUCCCUUUUUUUCAAACAGCUCUUAUAUGCAACGGUGAUAAUAUAGUAGGGGAAGUGUUUCAUAGAUAGAAUCCAUGUUCUUGACAUGAGGGGUAAAAGAAUAGCUCCCGUUAUCUGCACUCCAAAAACUCCACACCGUUCAUAUCUUUAAACUAAACUAAAACAAAUGAGCACAGCCAGUACCAUGCUUAGCUGGAUAAAGCAGAUGUUUGAAUAUCUGCUCAGAUUUCAGAAAUAAUGAAGGCGGCCUUUAUUAUUCCCUUUUUAGUGAAAGCAUGAAUUUUACAUGGCCAUACCUGCCUACAUUUCAUUCAGAUUUUCCCUUCAGUGUAAUUAUAUGAUAUGGAAUCAGAUUACAUAAAUAUAUAUAUAUAUAUAUAUCCCUAGCCACCUGCAAAAUAUUGGUUCAUACUGUACCAGAUUAGCAGUUAUUAAUUGAAAUAGAGCCACUUUAGGACAGAGGUAGUUUAGAUUUCUUCAGAGUUGUAGUCUUCUCUUCCCAAAUGAUCUAUAGUUAUUCACCCAAGUUUCUUCCAUGGAGUUAGCCCAUAGCCUUUGUGUACUUUGGACCAAUAGUUUAGGGGGGAGGGGGGGUCUAUAUCUGGAAUUGGUCUCCAGGUUUGUGCAUCUGUAGAAUAAAACCAGGAAUGCUUGCUGAGAUUUUGAUCACGUUUAGGUACUGAUUUUAUUGUGAUUUUUUGUAUGUAUUUAUAAAUGUUUUGGGGGGUUUCUUUGGUGAUUUAGACCUGACAAAUAGUAUAAAAAGAUAUGUAAACACAUUUGAUGUCUUAAUACCUUUUAGAUAUUGUACAAAAAAAGAAAAGUAAGAAAAAACAACUUUUGUAAAAAGUGUUGUGCCCUGUCACCCUGGUUUUUAAAAAGAAGGAAUGCAUCACCAAUUUUGUAUAAAAAAGCUUUCCUAUACUGUAUUUAACAUUUUUGUAUACAGCAUUUGUGUGUUUCUCUUUCUUCCAGUUAUUGUCCAUGCGUGUCAUUGUGAAAAGUUGUAUAAUCACGAUAGUUAUUACUUAAUGCACUAUUUUAGUUAAAGUAUCUGUAAAAAGCAAUGCAUCUUAGCAAAAAUAAAAUAAGAAAAAUGUUUAAAAAAAAAAAAAAAAAGUUAGCUCACAUAUGCAACAUGAAUAUAUACAUCAGUCAUUUGAGAAUAUGUUCUUGUGUUCAUGACUUGUCUGUCGUACAGAGUUAAAGGGAGGCUCAGCUUUUAUGAAGGGGUGUCUUUAAUGUAGCACUCGCAUGUAAAUUUCCUUCUGCUCACUUGACUUAUUUGAAAGUGAUUUGUACCAUUCCACACCUAAAGUAAAAUCAAAACCGUCAGUCUCAUUUAGGACUAUGGGUAAGUGGCUGAAAGCAGUCUCAAUAGCUUCAGCAAGUUUUGGGCUGGAAAUAGCGCCGAAGGGCAGCCAAUAUACCACUGCUCUUUUCUGCGACAAGCCUAAAGAAAGAAAGCAAAUAUUAUUAGAAAAAUCAACAGUCAUUUGUUUUCUACAGCCAUUGCAGACUGCAGAUAUAACCUGUGGCAGUCCUAAUUUUAUAUUGAAACUGUAUAAAACUGAGUUGUACAGCUCGAUUUUUAUAUUACAAUAUUAUUUAUAUUAUUGGUGAAAAUUCUGCUUCGCAAGAUCAGCAGUUGCCCAGUUUUGAUUUAUUUUGUGGCUAACAAUAAAUAUAGUACAUUAGAGUGCAAACUGCUGUUUAAUAUGCUGUUUAAUACAAGAAGGGGUUUGCUUGGGGCAAUCCAGAGGAUUAGAUUCAACAGCCAACAUCAUUGAGAUUACUUGAAUGGGCAUGCAGUGGAUUUUGUUGGCCCAUAUGCCACGUAAAACUUAGUCUGGUACAUUGAAGAAAGUGCAUACUACCCGAGUUAUGUGUAUUCAAUAUUGGACCUUUCCUCAGAAUUCAUAUACUUGUGUUUAUUAAAAAGUCACCAAUAAACUGGGCAAAGAAGUUGAGUGUCCCUUUAACAAAGUAGGGUUUUCUUUGUCGUCGUUGCACACAGAUCUGUAUCAUUUACUUAUGCAAUUUGUAUUCCUGUAAUGCAAAACAGUGUCACUCCACACUAUCUCAGUGGAAUAGUUGUAAAAAAGAAAGAAAUAUAUAAAUUGAUGCCUUACAAUAUGUCAUAUUCCCAUGCAUUCUAUCUUUAUAGUUUGUAGGCUUUUUUAACAAUACUGUAAAAGUCAGCCAUCUGUUUAAGAGUUAUAUAAGUCAAUUCUGCUGCUUAAAAACAUUGGUGUUGGUAAAAUACAGGGCACACACGUACAGAAGGUUAAAAAAUGUGUUUAAAAGUGUAUUGAACUACACCCAUCUAGUGGAGUGUAGAGCAGAAAGGAGACGAGGCCAUUCGGUCCAUCUAAGCUUGUCCAGUUCCUAGUAGCUGAUUGAGUCAAUGAUAAAAUGUUGGAGAAGAAUUUCAAGUCACUUAGCAUGUUCAUUGUUUUUAUUAUGACAGAUGGACACAAUCAGUACUUUUGAUUACAUGGCAUACACAACCAUGUAAAAAUAUAGUAAUAAUUGGGUAGCUACCAACAUUUGCUGCUCUUACAUGGAAUUACGUGGCAUAUGCUUAUAAUUACUUGGAAGUGUCCAGUGUCAUGGUUUUAGCAAAUGUUGUUCACAAGGCCAUUCUAUUCUAAUUACACUUGUUACCUAAAGUGCUACCAAGCAAAUUUACACAAUCAGCACCAAUCAAUACCACUGAAAGAUCAUUGAUAGAAGAUUGUAGUUAAGUACUCCCUAGCGUAAGUUCAAUAUACAUAAAAAUGAUAACCACGACUGCAUAGUACUAGGGAGAGGAGUGCAAAUAGCGGAGGGCUAGUAAUGAAGGGUAAGAUCUGCCAGGAGUUAUGGUGGAUGCUUCAGAAACAAGGUGGAUUUCUUAUCUUGAGCUGGAGCUGACACGUAACCAAGAUUUCUCAUGAAUAAGGAAGCACCUUAUUCUGUAUUACUAACAUUCUUAUAACAUUGAUAUUUGAAAUAUUGUUUGUAUGUAUGUAUGUAUUUACAUUAUGCAUUCAUGUGUAUGUAUGAACAUGAAAAAAAUCAUAGUUUUGUUGCAUACCCCAGAAUCAGACUUACAAAAGUUUGUAAGACAAGACACUGAGUGCUUAAAUACAUUCCAUCUAAAACUUUCAUUAAUUAAUAUUUACUAACAGCAAAUGGUACUAAAAGUCACUGCAGCUUGGUCUCUGGUUUUAAAGUUGCCCUGUUAGCUAAUCUGUGCUGCUGUCUACUAAGGUCCAAGAAAAAGUAACUGGCAGAACUUAUGCCUUAGGCAAGCUUUGAGCAAGCUGAUAUGGAACAGGUGUCAGUUUGAGUAGGUAGAACCUGGAAGCCAAUGCAGACCAAUAUGUCACUGAGCUUGAUUUAUACAUUUGAAACCAGCAAGACUGCAAAGAAAAGAGGCCAACCUUUUUUUAUUACCUGGGCAAUUAGUAUCAUUUAUUAUUAUUCAUUUAUUUCUUAGCAGACGCUAAUUUAGCAGACAUCAUUGAUCAAAUAAAUAAAAACAUACUAUUAAAUAAUGCAGUAAUAUAGUUUAACGCUUACUAACAAAUACUAUAACAUUGCGGUACUGGUAUGUACAUAUUUAUGGACAGGUGUACAAAAAACAGAAUAUGGUUAUUAACAGAGUGUAAGCAUAGAAUGCAACCACACUCCAUAACAUUGUGGUUUCCAUUGAAUACUGUUCUGGGUGCACCUGGUUUAUGAAAGUGCAAAGGGCUUUCUGAAGAGUUGUCCUUUGUUUGUAUGCAGAAGAGGUUUAGCUACUCUACUUGAAUAGAUGGCUGUCAAAUGUUAUUCAUCCCUGUAUAUUCUAUGUCUUGAACCACUAACUAUACCUGCAGAGUUGGCUAGCAAGUUUAAAAAACAAAUGUUCUAUUAAGUUGUAAAUUCGGCUUUUGCUUCCAUUUACCUCAACAGAGGUUUUUAAAACUACAGAAUGUAUUUUUUUUGCAAUGAUUUAUGUGAAAAAAGGAAAUGUGAAGGAGUACUGCAUCUUUAUAAACUACGAUAUAUGAAAACAAAUAUAUAAUAUCAUCAAAGUAUAUUAAAGCACAAUGUUUAAUUCUCUUCUUUAAAAAAAAUCAAAAACAAAAACAAAGCUGUACCUUUUUUCUUUUCUUUAUGAGUCUAUGACCAUGCUGUAAAUAGGAUGCAUGCUUUUCUGUGACCCAGUGCUUUUUGUACAGAAACAAACUAAUAAAGAUUACAUUUGGCUUGA
Acipenser ruthenus (sterlet) is the source of this 7556-nucleotide messenger RNA. Its product is annotated as transcription factor COE3-like. Gene Ontology annotation, biological process: regulation of transcription by RNA polymerase II. Gene Ontology annotation, molecular function: RNA polymerase II cis-regulatory region sequence-specific DNA binding; DNA-binding transcription factor activity, RNA polymerase II-specific. The coding region runs from base 594 to 2411 and encodes 605 amino acids. The record is from RefSeq and is a predicted model, not a curated record. The transcript has 16 exons. Lineage: Eukaryota; Metazoa; Chordata; Actinopteri; Acipenseriformes; Acipenseridae.